Molecule: messenger RNA, 1424 nt
Organism: Papaver somniferum (opium poppy)
Lineage: Eukaryota; Viridiplantae; Streptophyta; Magnoliopsida; Ranunculales; Papaveraceae
Product: codeine O-demethylase-like
Exons: 4
Coding region: 132-1241 (369 amino acids)
Source: RefSeq, a predicted model, not a curated record
UGGAUAACAUUAUGUCAUAAUUCAGUGGAAUCGUAGAGAGACAAAUCAUUGAAGGGUGUGACUGAGUUCAUAAUCUGAUACAGAGGAGGUUCAUCAGUCUGAUUAGGAGGCUCUGGAUAUUUGGAAAAAUCAUGGAGACACCAAAAAUAAAGCUUGGUGGUUCUUUGUUAGUACCUAGUGUUCAGGAAUUGGCCAAACGAUCGCCUGCUGAAGUCCCAGCUCAAUACAUACGCAAUGAUCAGGAGCCCUUGAUCACUAACCUCUCUAGUGUUUCUUUGAUAGAUCAAACAAUACCCGUUAUUGAUUUGCAGAAAUUACUAUCUCCAGAACCCAUUAUUGGUGAGUUAGAAUUGGAAAGGCUUCACUCUGCUUGCAAGGAUUGGGGUUUCUUUCAGGUGGUAAACCAUGGAGUUGACAUUUUAUUGGUGGAGAAAGUGAAAUCAGAAAUUGAAGGUUUAUUCAAUCUUCCAGUGGAUGAGAAAAUGAAAUUUUGGCAGGAAGAAGGGGAUGUGGAGGGAUUUGGACAAAUGUUUGUUCAAUCAGAAGAACAGAAACUUGAUUGGGCCGACAUGUUUUUCAUUCGGGCUCUACCCCAACAUAUGAGGACAAGGACGUUCUCCAAACUCCCUCUACCUCUGAGGGAGACAAUUGAAUGUUAUUCAUUAGAGCUGAGUAAACUAGGCUUGACUCUCGUUGAGUUGAUGGGAAAGGCUCUACAAAUGGAAACUAGGAUCAUGGCAGAAUUGUUUGAAGUGGUUAGACAAACGAUGAGGAUGAAUUAUUAUCCUCCUUGUCCUCAACACGAGCACGUAAUCGGCAUAACACCACACUCAGAUGGUGGUGCUUUAACUAUCCUCCUUCAACUCAACGAAGUUGAUGGUUUACAGAUUAGAAAAGAGAAUAUAUGGGUUCCUAUUAAAGCUCUACCUAAUGCCUUUGUAGUGAACAUAGGCGAUGUUUUGGAGAUAAUGAGUAAUGGGGUUUACCGUAGCGUGGAGCACCGAGCAACAAUAAACUCAUCAAAGGAGAGGCUGUCAGUUGCGACAUUUCUGAGCCCAAAACUAGAUGCCGAGAUAGGGCCGGUACCUAGCAUGAUCACACCAGAGACACCUGCUUUGUUCAAGACAACUCGGCAUGAGGAUUAUUUGAAGAAACUUUUGUCACGUAAACUCGAUGGAAAAUCAUUCCUUGACUCCAUGAGGAUAGGAGAAGGUGCUGAAGGCAAUAACCUGCGUGUAUAAUGUGUAGUUAAUUAUGAAUGUUUGUAUUUUAUUGUAUGGAUUAAUGAUAUUAUGGCUUUGUCGAACUCCACUAUAUAUCCCUUAUUCCCUUACUUUUUGUUGUGCAUUUUUUAGCUGCAUCAUUCACUAUAUGGAAUUUUCUUGUAGUUUAAAGUCUUGCACCACAUUGGUUUAACAUUUGAA